GUCUUCGUCAUGUCCUGGGCUUACUUUCGUGCUGAGUCGAAGUCAAGGCCACCGACAUGAAUACUCUAUGCCUACGCCAGCUCUGGGACUUCAAGGACCGAAGGCUGCAGAACUUUCUGAUUUAUGGUGAUACAGAGGACCUGAUAUGGUAGUCCUUGGCUUACUGCGCACCCAAUACUCCAUAACUGGAACCGGCCUGUUGUCCCUUUACUCUUCGUCGUCCGGAGCAUCUACCUCUUGUUGCUAUCCUCGGUGUUUGACUGUCGUCUUGUACACUGUACUUAUUAUCACAUCUCUAGCCCCCCUGUUCUGUCAUCAUCCAUCUACUCUCAUCUACUGUAUCCCUACUCAUACCCCGUCUGUUGAUGUUGACUCAGUAGCUCCGUCUUGCCCCCAUUGCUCUGUUUCCGUCUUCUCCCCAGAUCUGUUCCGUUUCCUGCCCUGUUUCAACUGCUUCCUGCCUAGCACUGUAUCGUUACUAGUUUACACGUCUAGCUGUACUCGCUGUCUCCGUCAUUGUAUCGCUGUGCAUAGUUGGAAAAGACUUUAUCGGGCUCAUAUAUUGGAAUUUGUGGCACGCCGUCGACCCUUCAAGGGGAGAAUGUUCAAGCAAGUGAAGCCAAUGUUGUUCGAGAAGGGCCCUCUCAACCGUCUCUCUUCAGAACAUCGGGCGAUGGCCACAUAAAUUAUAGGAGCA
Messenger RNA from Schizophyllum commune H4-8, 697 nucleotides. RefSeq lists its product as uncharacterized. The transcript has a single exon. The coding region runs from base 146 to 685 and encodes 179 amino acids. NCBI's taxonomy places the organism in Eukaryota, Fungi, Basidiomycota, Agaricomycetes, Agaricales, Schizophyllaceae. The record is from RefSeq and is a predicted model, not a curated record.